AUGAGUUACUGGAACUUGGAGAAAAGGAACUGUGUGCAGUACCGCAGGCAUUUUCUGGUGGACAACAGUCUGUUUCACGUUGAAAGAUGCAUGAGUGUCAUGCAGUCCGGGACACAGAUGAUCAAACUGAAGCGUGGGACCAAAGGGCUCGUCCGGCUCUUUUACCUGGAUGAGCACAGGACCCGCCUCCGAUGGAGACCCUCUAGGAAGAGCGAGAAGGCAAAAAUACUUAUUGACUCCAUUUACAAAGUCACCGAGGGUCGGCAGUCUGAAAUAUUCCACAGACAGGCUGAGGGGAACUUUGAUCCCAGCUGCUGCUUCACCAUCUACCAUGGCAACCACAUGGAGUCCCUGGACCUCAUCACCUCCAACCCUGAGGAGGCCCGCACCUGGAUCACAGGCCUCAAGUACCUGAUGGCCGGCAUCAGUGAUGAAGAUUCCCUUGCCAAAAGGCAGAGGACCCACGACCAGUGGGUGAAGCAGACCUUUGAGGAAGCUGAUAAGAAUGGUGAUGGCUUAUUGAACAUUGAAGAGAUACACCAACUGAUGCACAAACUAAAUGUCAAUCUGCCCCGAAGAAAAGUCAGACAAAUGUUUCAGGAAGCUGAUACAGAUGAGAAUCAGGGAACUUUGACAUUUGAAGAGUUCUGUGUUUUUUACAAAAUGAUGUCAUUGAGACGGGACCUUUAUUUGUUGCUUUUGAGCUACAGUGACAAGAAAGAUCACCUAACUGUGGAAGAACUGGCUCAGUUUUUGAAGGUGGAGCAAAAGAUGACGAAUGUGACAACAGACUAUUGUAUUGACGUCAUAAGAAAAUUUGAAGUUUCUGAAGAAAAUAAGGCAAAAAAUGUCCUUGGCAUAGAAGGCUUCACGAACUUCAUGCGUAGUCCUGCUUGUGACAUAUUUAACCCACUGCACCAUGAAGUGUACCAGGACAUGGACCAGCCCCUGUGCCACUACUACAUCGCUUCCUCCCACAAUACAUACCUGACCGGGGACCAGCUCCUGUCUCAGUCCAAAGUGGACAUGUAUGCACGGGUGCUGCAGGAGGGCUGUCGCUGCGUGGAAGUUGACUGUUGGGAUGGCCCCGACGGAGAGCCGGUCGUACACCACGGUUACACGCUCACUUCAAAGAUCCUCUUCAGAGAUGUUGUGGAGACCAUCAACAAGCAUGCCUUUGUGAAGAACGAGUUCCCGGUCAUACUGUCUAUUGAGAAUCACUGCAGUGUCCAGCAGCAAAGGAAAAUUGCUCAGUACCUGAAAGGAAUAUUCCGAGACAAACUCGACCUGUCAUCUGUAGACACAGGAGAGACCAAGCAGCUUCCAAGCCCUCAAAGUUUGAAAGGCAAAAUCCUAGUGAAGGGCAAGAAGUUACCUUAUCACCUUGGAGAUGAUGCAGAGGAAGGGGAAGUUUCUGAUGAAGACAGCGCAGAUGAAAUUGAAGAUGAGUGCAAGUUCAAGCUCCAUUAUAAUAACGGGACCACUGAGCAUCAGGUGGAAUCUUUCAUAAGGAAAAAACUGGAGUCGCUGUUAAAAGAAUCUCAAAUUCGAGACAAGGAAGAUCCUGAUAGUUUCACAGUGAGGGCACUACUGAAGGCCACGCAUGAAGGCUUAAAUGCACACCUGAAGCAGCAUCCAGAUGUGAAGGAAAGUGGAAAGAAAACACAUGGACGAUCCCUCAUGACCAACUUCGGAAAACAUAAGAAAACCACAAAAUCACGGUCCAAAUCUUGUAGUGCUGAUGAAGAGGAGGACGCACAGCAGAAUCCUGGCAAGGAGACCGGCCAGCUGUACAGGUUGGGCCGCCGAAGGAAAACCAUGAAGCUCUGUCGAGAGCUCUCUGAUUUGGUUGUGUACACAAACUCCGUGGCAGCCCAGGACAUUGUGGACGAUGGAACCACAGGAAAUGUGUUAUCAUUCAGUGAAACAAGAGCACAUCAGGUGGUUCAGCAGAAAUCUGAGCAGUUCAUGACUUAUAAUCAGAAGCAGCUCACGAGGAUUUAUCCCUCUGCCUACCGCAUCGAUUCCAGUAACUUCAACCCUCUGCCCUACUGGAACGCAGGUUGCCAGCUAGUGGCAUUGAACUACCAGUCUGAAGGGCGAAUGAUGCAGUUAAAUCGAGCCAAAUUCAAGACAAAUGGCAAUUGCGGCUAUGUCCUCAAACCCCAGCAGAUGUGCAAAGGUACUUUCAACCCUUUCUCUGGUGAUCCACUUCCUGCCAACCCUAAGAAGCAGUUCAUCCUGAAAGUAAUUAGUGGACAACAACUCCCCAAACCUCCAGAUUCCAUGUUUGGAGACCGAGGCGAGAUCAUUGAUCCUUUUGUAGAAGUUGAAAUUAUCGGAUUGCCAGUAGAUUGUUGUAAAGAUCAGACUCGUGUGGUAGAUGACAAUGGAUUUAACCCUGUGUGGGAAGAAACCCUCACAUUUACAGUACACAUGCCAGAAAUAGCUUUGGUUCGGUUCCUUGUGUGGGAUCACGAUCCGAUUGGACGAGAUUUUGUUGGGCAAAGAACUGUGACCUUUAGCAGCUUAGUGCCUGGCUACCGGCAUGUCUAUUUGGAAGGACUGACAGAAGCAUCCAUUUUUGUCCACAUAACAAUCAAUGAAAUCUAUGGAAAGAACAGACAGCUCCAAGGUCUGAAGGGGCUGUUCAAUAAGAAUCCCAGGCACAGCUCUUCAGAAAACAGUUCCCAUUAUGUUCGGAAGCGAUCGAUUGGAGAUAGGAUUCUGCGACGCACAGCCAGUGCUCCAGCCAAAGGCAGAAAAAAGAGCAAAAUGGGCUUCCAAGAAAUGGUAGAGGUAAAGGAUUCUGUGUCUGAGGCUGCAAGAGGACAAGAUGGGGUCCUGAGAAGGACCGCACGGAGUUUGCAAGCACGCCCUGUCUCUAUGCCUGUUGACAGAAGUCUUCUGGGGGCUCUGUCGCUGCCUAUAUCUGAAACUGCAAAAGACACAGAAGGAAAAGAAAACUCUCUGGCAGAAGAUACGGAUGACAGAAGAGAUGGGAAGGCAAGUAUAAAAGACCAACAUUUUCCAAAUUUCAACAAAAAGUUAUCCGCUUCCUCCAGUGCUCUCCUCCACAAAGACAUCAGCCACGGGGACUCUGCUGUUUCUACCGCCAACUUGUCAAUCACAGAACAGUUGCUACCAGGUCCAAAGGGUGGGAGAACCAAAUCAAAUGUGUUAAGUGAUCGCCAGGAACACCAGUGUACCAACAAAUCCCUCUCCCCAAGGCAGCAUUUGGCUCGUGACCCUGCAGUUAGCCUAACACAAGAUCUAUGUGGUGUGAAAACCAAGGAAAAUGGGAAUGCUGGGGGCUUCGUGGUAGGGAAGAGCGCAUUGUCAGGAAGCAUCCUUUCUCAAAGCAAUCUGGAGAUUAAGAAGCUGGAAGGUAAUUGGGAUAAGGGCAGAGCUGCAACAUCCUUUUCUUUGUCAGACGUCUCUACGCUCUGUUCUGACAUACCUGACUUACAUUCCACUGCAAUUCUCCAGGAGAGUGAAAUUUCCCAUCUUAUUGAUAAUGUCACUUUGACAAAUGAGAAUGAGCCUGGCAGUUCCAUCUCAGCACUGAUUGGCCAGUUUGAUGAGACCAGCGACCAGGUUAACCCCACAGUUUUGUCUCAUCUUCAGAGCCCCAGUGUGAUAGCAGGCCAUCCUCCCUUGCCUACCAUGGACCUAAAAAUGCCCUUCAAGCAUGGCUUUUCCAGUGGAAAACCCAAGUCAUCCUUCCUGUGCUCAUCUCCUGAGCAGACUGCAUUCUUGGGGCACGAGAACUCUGAAUGCUCAACACAUGCAGCUGUUUGUGAAUCUAUCUGCACUCCUGUCUCUAAAACUAAAGCAGAUGAUGACCUUUCUGGGAAGACCAAGACAGGGGCCAUGGAAAACAAUCUGCCUCUGUCCUCUAAUAAUCCUCACUGCUGGUUACUAAAAAGUCCCACCCACAAAAAAGACUGGGAAAUACUGAAGAACCACAGCCCUGCCACUUCCACUGACUUGACACUGAAAGAUGUAAUGGUGGAUCCCACUCUCUGUUUAAAUUCUGGGGAGAGCAGUCUCGUGGAAAUGGAUGGAGACUCACAAAGUCUGCCUUUAACAACGUAUGGAUAUAGGAGAGAGGGCACAAGUCACCUCGCUUCUCCUUUAAAACUGAAAUACAGUCAGGAUGUGGUGGAACAUUUUCAAAGAGGCUUGAGAAAUGGCUACUGUAAAGAGACUCUCCACUCUUCUGUCUCUGAAAUAUUCAACAGUAGUAUUCAAGAUGUCAAAAAUCAAAAUAUUUCUCGUCUAGCCUAUCAGGGUGCUGGUUUUAUGCAUAACCAUUUCUCAAAUUCAGAAGCAAAAAAGAACCAGACCCCUGGGCCCCUGUCUAGCGUUCAAGACAUGCAUGACCCUGCCCCCGAGCGGUCCACACACCCUCCUCUGCCUGCUCUGAAGCUUCCCAGUCCUUGCAAAUCCAAAAGUCUGGGAGACUUAACAUCAGAGGACAUCGCCUGUAAUUUUGAAAGCAAGUACCAGUGUAUUAGUAAGAGCUUUGUUACAACGGGCAUCAGAGACAAGAAGAGCGUAACUGUGAAAACAAAGUCGUUAGAGCCUAUAGAUGCCCUGACCGAACAGCUGCGGAAGCUUGUGUCCUUUGACCAGGAAGACGGCUGCCAAGUGCUGUAUUCCAAGCAAGAUGUCAAUCAGUUCCCCAGGGCACUGGUCAGAAAGUUGUCAUCCAGAAGUCAGAGCAGAGUGCGCAACAUUGCCAGUCGCGCCAAGGAAAAGCAGGAAGCCAACAAGCAGAAAAGUGUGAACCCCAGCCCUGUGGGAGGAGUGGUUCUUCGAAGCAAACCCUGCGCGCCGGCGCCCGUGGGGAACCGGCACUCCACCGGCUCGUACAUCGCGGGCUACUUGCGGAGCGCCAAGGGUGCCUGCGGCGUGGAGGGCCGCGGCAUCCCCGAGGGCGCGUGCGCAGCCCUGCGCUCCGGGCAUGCCGACCAGUUCUGUUCACAUCAUUCCGUUUUGCAGACCGAGCCGAGCAGUGACGAUAAACCAGAAAUUUAUUUUCUUUUGAGACUGUGAAUUACAUAAAGCUGCAUUUUUUUUUUUUUACAUUUUAAAUAAGCUGCAUUUUCACUGUUUACAAGAUAUUCUGUAGAAUGUCCGAGUUUUCAGUAAAUACGGUCCUUGGC
Messenger RNA from Lagenorhynchus albirostris (white-beaked dolphin), 5171 nucleotides. RefSeq names its product phospholipase C eta 1 (gene PLCH1). NCBI's taxonomy places the organism in Eukaryota, Metazoa, Chordata, Mammalia, Artiodactyla, Delphinidae. Gene Ontology annotation, molecular function: calcium ion binding; phosphatidylinositol-4,5-bisphosphate phospholipase C activity. Gene Ontology annotation, biological process: lipid metabolic process; phosphatidylinositol-mediated signaling. The transcript has 22 exons. Bases 1 to 5061 code for a protein of 1686 amino acids. The record is from RefSeq and is a predicted model, not a curated record.